Messenger RNA from Aspergillus aculeatus ATCC 16872, 1083 nucleotides. RefSeq lists its product as uncharacterized. The coding region runs from base 1 to 1083 and encodes 360 amino acids. The record is from RefSeq and is a predicted model, not a curated record. Lineage: Eukaryota; Fungi; Ascomycota; Eurotiomycetes; Eurotiales; Aspergillaceae. The transcript has 3 exons.
AUGUCAUCGGGCCUCAGUUACUUCUCGCGGGUAACAGGAAGCAGUGGCUCUUGUACGCAGUCCAUUGGCAGCGAUGAUUCUUGGUCCCAUCACAGUGGGAUUGCGCCCCAACAGCCGCCGAUGUAUGGGACCCCGAGCGAAAGUCCUAUCAUUUACCACCCAAGCGCUACAAGGAUGUCACCACCCCACAUUGAACGCGGACCCAUGAACGUCCCGAGUGCUGCCGCUAGAGGCCCCAAACCUAUUUCACCGGAUUUUAACUUCUCCAUGCCGUACAGCGGGCUGCCAGUGACUUCCCAGAUCAAUGCCAAUAUAGCUGCACCAUCAGGAACUUCACUACCACGCCCCGCCCCUCAUUAUCCGGAGUGGGAUCAUCCUGCUCGCUUGCCGGCGGAGUCUUUGAGACGGGAAUUUGACUUUGCCAGGUCUUUCGAGACGCCGGAAUACAUGGUUGAGAGGAACAGCCGACGGUUUGGUGAAAAGUUUAAGGGCACAACCCGAUAUCAUUCACAGAGAAGACCAUCGAACCGGGAUGAGUUUGAUGGCCCCCACCAAUUACUUGAGCCUCCCUCUCCGCGUGUGAUCGCGGCACAAGGAAGGGACUUGCCUCAUCUACCUACUAAUCUUGAUGUUUCAGAACAAGAUCGUAUCCUGUCCUCGGUGAACGACCGACUAUCGCAGUGCGCGUUUGACUUUGUUGCAAAGUACCAGUUUCCAAUCCCACUGGAGCCUGACAAGAGACAGGUGAGAGUUCCCUCAGACCGUGAAUGGACUGAGUGGGUAUACCUCCUCAAAAGACUGGCCACCAAGCGGCGGAUCCCCGCCAGGGUCCUGUAUAAUGGCCAGAUCAAGCAGUUAGUCACCAUACUGGAGAACUCCUUGGAGAUGCGCCAUGCUGCCAAGCAUCAAUCCAGGCCCAUCAAGGACGAUCGCAACGUCCUUCAGCUUAUCUCCGCCGGCACGCAGGUGGCCAAAAUCUUGAAGGAUGCCGCUGCGAUGGAGUACCUUGACAAUCUUUAUCUUGACACGGAGAAGCGUAUUCAGGACCGGCGCAGUCGUCGAGUGAAAUUUGCCGGCCCUUGA